AUCUAUACAGUAACUGUAUCUUUACAGGUAAAUAUCACAGCUUUUUUUCUUCCUCUUCCUGGAUAAUACAAUGAGUACCAAAAAUAUACAUGUUGUGAUUGUGCUUUUUUCACUCAUAGGUAUAGAAACUAUAAAUGUUCAGAUACAGGCAACACCUUCAGAAGUAAUACUUGGACAGAAUAGUUUACAGUUGAGAUGUUCUUAUACAACUGUGACAGGAGAAUUUGUUACAAGUGCAAAUAUUCAGGCUAAAAUAAAUGGGCAGUUUAAAACACUAGCCACAUUUUACACUCCAUCAGUUCCAUUCAAUGCAACCCUUUCAACUGAUGGUAAAUAUUUAACAAACAGAGUGACUCUUACCAACCCAACAACUUUCUCUACAGAUUCUGCUAUAAUGCAGUUUUCCCAGAUAGCUUGUGAAGAUAAGAAUGAGUACAUGUGUGAAGUUUCAUAUGCAGGUUCAGGUGGAAGUACAGCUGCAACUUCUGGUGUCACAAAUAUAAGUGUUAAAGGUAAUCCAGAAAAACCAGACAGUGAACCAUCAUAUAUACCAUCAGCUGGAAUAGAAGAAGGAAACAAUGUUGUCUUUACAUGUACGGGUAAUGUUGGGAAACCACAAGGCAAAUUCAGAUGGGUGAGAUACAGAUAUAACUCUAAUGGUGAUACUAUACAGGAAACACCAUACGAAUCACAAAACACUACAGUUGUGCAGAUGCCAGGAAACUGUUCAUUUAAUGGUACCAGUCAGCUGACACUGGAGAUGGAACAACUAGAUAAUAAUGCUGUAGUUAGAUGCCAGGUUAUUUAUCAAAAUGUUCCACAGGAGUUAUACCAACAGACUAACCCCAUAAAGGUUUAUUAUAGUGUAAGAAAUGUUCAAGUAACAAAGUCUCCUAUCAUUCCAACAUUUACUGAAGGAGCAGGACCCAUUACUCUGACUUGUUCAUCAGAUGGAAAUCCUAUUAUAAUAAACACAGGUUAUACGUGGUACAAAGAAUUCAACACGAGUGUACCAUUAUGGACUGGUCCUACGUAUGUCAUUAAUAAUGUUGUGGUUGAUAAAACAGAUAACUACAUAUGUGUAGCACAGAACAGUUUUAAUGGACGAACAUUCAACAUGAACAAUUCUAUACACAUACAAAUAGACUUUACCACUACAACUGCCACGACAAUGACAAUGACAAAGAUGGAGACUACUUCUACUAACCAUAAAACAUUCAGCAUGAAGAUCGAAAAAGAAAGUUCAACAGUGGUUAAUUCAAUAUUAAUUGCUGUGGUAGCAGUACUUACUGUUUUGCAACUUGGAGAAAUAGUUGGUGUAUACAUAUUACACAAAAAAGGGAUUGUACAAUUCAAGAUCGGAAAAAAAGAAACGGUUUAUGCUGACGUCAAUAGUGAUAGUACACAAAUACACGUUUACAGUACAAUGAACAGUGCUGAAGAUAGCGGGAACAGUGACUAUAAUGAAAUUCACUGACGUCUUUACCUAAAGUCGAAAUAGAGAUGAAAAUUUGUGUAACGGAAGUUGGUAUGUUAGGCCGUUAUUUGGAAGGAGUUAUACUACUUUGUUUAUGCUGUCAUCAUUUGAAACAAUAUCACAAAAGCAUGCGUUAACUUAUCCAUAUUACUCGUUAUGAUAGAAAAAAUGCAUGUAUAUGCCAAAUAAGCUUGACGUAAUCAAAUACAACAACAUUUUAAAUAUAGUUGACACCGUAUCACAUUCAUAACAUAAGCUCUCGGUCUACCAAUUGUUGAGUGUAAAACGCUUGUACAAACGUUAAAAAAAAUACAAACAAAACCCAAAAACGUUUACAAAAAAGGUGACUCGAAUGUUUGCUUAAUAUCAGUCACUAUGUCCCACUCAAAAAUGUCUGGUUUCAAGGAUUAACCAAAAAAAAAAAAAAACUCCAGAUGUACACUGCAUGUCGAAAAUAGUUGCCGUAAUUAAUUUACGCAUUUUCUUUGGACACUGUACAAUAUCGUGUUUGUUCCAAUGUUCCGUUCGUAGCUGGUUAAAGUAUCCUUGUAAAUGUUGUCAUGCAGUUAUGAAUUUUUUAGUUUUUCAUAGUUGCCUAGAUAUGUAAAUCAAAGCAGUCGACAAGAGAUAGAGUUACAUUCCUUAUCACAACCUAGUGGAUAUAUAGAAAUGAACAACAGACAUUUUCACUUCAGAAUCCACAUCUUCACUACAGUAACCGUGCAUCUAAAAUCAUCACUAGUUUUUUUUUUUCUCUCUUUUUUAGUGAGUUUGUCAAUCUGGUUUAAUUAUACAGUGUCUACAAAAACGGCAUAAUGUAGAUUUUAUUCAGAAAAUUGUUAUAUUGUCUUAAAUCUGUGAAUAUUUGAUAAUAUGUAGGCUUAUAAUAAAGUAUAAACACCUUAUCACAUUUCAAACGGCAUUUCUAUAUGCUUUUGGUGGUUUUAUUGCUGGAUGCAGGUUUUAUUUGCGUUUAUUUUCAUUUAUUCGUUGCUCUUAUAUCUGAAGACAUCUAAAAAAGUUAGAAUCAGUUGUUUUACGUAUUAAAAAAAGCAAUGUUUUCAAAUGUUGUCUUCUGUUUAAAAAGAUCUGUAUCAAAGACAAAAGCAAUACAUUACCCUGGUUCAUAGUUACAAACUAUAAUGUAAGCGUCUCUCCAACCAAGAUUAUGUAUAUAUGGACACUUCCACAUUGCAUAUCCCACUGUUUUCGUAUCGGCCCACAUCAUCUAAAGAUGAUAAUACAAACAUGUUAAUUGUGAUUAUCAUACAAAUUACCGGCUAUCGUACCGGUACGGCUAGUGAAAUAGGUAAAACAGAUUAAAUUCUGCUGAUCAAGAUAAAUAUUGUAUUGCAAUGGCAAUCGGCAACGCUGGCAAAAAUCUGCUGUACAGGACUGCAAAUCUAUUGAAUUGCAUUGGGAAUCAAACACGCAGACAAACUAUAAUACGAGAUUUCUACAUUCAACGAGUUUUUGUCAGAACUAUCUCUGUUUUAUCACCGAGCAAGCUUUCCAAUAAAUUAUAUAGCUUAUUCGUCUAGUUUGACACCGGAAAUUCAGAGAAAAUAUUUAAUAGUGUAUUAUAUCAACUAUUUUUCAGAUAGUAUUGCUCUAAAAAUAGUUUCAAAAUUUUUUUUUUAGUAAUUCUAUUCCUUAAUUGUUUGCAUGUAUAUAGAACCCAGUCUAUAAGUAAUUCUCAGCAAACUCAACAUUACAGAAUUGGGAUUUUUACAAAAUUCAAAAAUCCAUGGUCUAUCUCCAUUAAAAUUAUAGAAAAUAAUGUCUCAAAAAAUAUUUUUGCUUUGUAAUGUUUUAUCUUCAGAAAGUUCUUUUCAUUUAUUAAAAGUGCUUACUUAGUUUUUAAAAACACAGUGGAACAAACAGUUUAGCUUGAAGUUCAUAAAUUUUAUUCCUACUUAACUUUCUAUUUUUCGGUCAAAUGUUAUUGAUAUUGCACUUUUACACGAUUGCAAAAUCAACUGAGUUGCAAGGGUAAUCAGAAAAUGCAGAUAAAAUAUGAAGUUCACGAUUGCAAAAGCUGUUUAAUUGCAAUGGUAAUCGGAAACACAGAAAAAAAUAUUACUUAGCAAGAUAGCUAAAACAAAUUUAAUGUUAUUUAUCGAUCUGCGGUACCGAUAGCCAUGUAUCUAUACUACUAAAAUAACGAAGUCCAAUUUGUUAGCUGGCAUGACGUGAAAACGUCGAAUAAAAUAAUACAACUUUAUAUAUAACAAAUAUAGGACAAUGAUGUUGUUUAAGAAUUACAUCAUUCGUGGACCUUUUGUUUUCCACAUAAUUAAUAUUACCAAUAAUUAAAUUACGGGUCAAAUCCGAUACCGAUACCAAUCAGGAGAACCUAGAAGUCUUCCAGUAGUUGUUGUAUAUCUAUGUUACACUAUGUUACUCUAUUUAACAAUUUUUCAACCCCAAUACCACUAUCAAUUUUGGUUAAUUAUUUAAAAAAACAUUUUUAGUUUAUAGUAAGUUUAUUGUAGUAAGAAAGUCAGGACGGAUUCAAAGAACAGAAAUAUUUUGAAAGCAGAGAAAACUGUUCAAGUUACAAUCAGCAUGACUUUAUCAGAUGACAAUACGAAUAUUAAAAAUUCAGGCUAAAAACAAGGCAUAGGAACUUUAAUUCAGUUACGGACCCGCGGGUGUGUUCUAGUAGGAUGUCAAUAUUAUAACACAUUGUUGUAACUACAUGCAUACAUGCUUUAAAGGAAAAUUGUUAAGUUAUAUAGAUAUACAUGUAAUAUUAUUAUUAUAUUGUACAAAUAUUGUUUAAUUAAAAUUUCAUAUUAUGUUUCUUUUAUAUCUAAGUUGCGUUUUCGUUCCUGUAUCAAUAGUAUAUGUUUCACUGUAAUAAAACGUUGGUUUCA
Molecule: messenger RNA, 4356 nt
Organism: Mytilus californianus (California mussel)
Lineage: Eukaryota; Metazoa; Mollusca; Bivalvia; Mytilida; Mytilidae
Exons: 8
Coding region: 71-1477 (468 amino acids)
Source: RefSeq, a predicted model, not a curated record